UGAUACCCGCGAAACGGGAAAAUCACGAUUUGGGCCAACAAACACAACAGAAACCCAACGGUGACUCCGCCGAAGCUAAACACUCUGUGAUGGCGGCGUCACGAAUCAUAGCCCAUCUUCCACCGCAUCCCCACCGUGCCGUCCCCCACUCUCCGCCGCUCGAGCACUCACCACCGUCACUCAACUUCAAACCCCACCCAAAUCGACACCGUAACAUCGCCAUUCGCGCUUCCCUUCGUGGCCACAAGGAGAACGAUCUCAAUCUGCGAACCACCCCCGAUGAUGUACCUGGCGACGCCGUUUCCAAAGAUCCCCUCGUUCUUCCGCGGCCUUUGUCGUCAAACCAGUUCUCUGCUUCAGUUUCCGAUAGUUCCAGCCUCCGUGUUGCAUAUCAGGGGGUUCGUGGCGCUUACAGUGAGUCGGCGGCCCAGAAAGCUUACCCGAAUUGUGAAGCUGUGCCUUGUGAACAGUUUGAUACUGCAUUUGAGGCUGUUGAAAGGUGGCUUGUGGACAGAGCAGUUUUGCCAAUUGAGAAUUCUUUAGGAGGGAGCAUCCACAGAAAUUAUGACCUUUUACUACGACACAGAUUACAUAUAGUAGGAGAAGUAAAAUAUGCAGUCCAUCAUUGCUUGAUGGCCAACCAUGGUGUUAAACUUGAGGACUUGAAUCGAGUUCUAAGUCAUCAACAGGCUCUUGCACAAUGUGAGAACACACUGACAAAGUUGGGCUUGGUAAGAGAAGCGGUUGACGACACAGCUGGUGCUGCAAAGCAUAUUGCCUUCCACAAAAUACAAGAUGCAGGAGCAGUUGCUAGCUCUGCUGCUGCAGAGAUCUAUGGCUUGAAUAUACUUGCUCAAGACAUUCAGGAUGAUAGCGAUAACGUCACCCGAUUUUUAAUGUUAGCCCGGGAACCUAUAAUUCCAGGAACAGAUAGGCCAUUUAAGACAAGCAUAGUUUUUUCUUUAGAAGAGGGUCCUGGGAUGCUUUUCAAGGCCCUUGCCGUUUUUGCUUUGCGUCAAAUUAAUCUUACAAAGAUUGAAAGUCGUCCUUUGCGGAAGCAGCCUCUGCGAGCAUCUGAUGAUAACGGCAAUGGAUCCAAGUACUUUGAUUAUCUUUUUUAUGUUGAUUUUGAUGCGUCAAUGGCUGAUCAGAGUGCACAAAAUGCCCUAAGGCAUCUCAAGGAAUUUGCCACAUUCUUGCGAGUGCUAGGAAGUUAUCCUUUGGACACGAGCAUGGCGUAAAUAAUCUCCAUGGAGGACUCAGCAGAUAUAAUGUGCGUUUGGAAGUCCCGUUAAAUUUUCAUGUUAGGGGUAGAAGUGAUCGUGAAAGAAGUUACUACUAGUGCUUUUGUGAGGAAAGAAGUGAUGAUGAAAAGUUUGAACGUAAAACCAAUUAUGUAUGUUGUGUGCAGCAUAAUUCUUCUAGUUUUCAAAUUAUGUUAAUGGAUAUAUAGAGUUUACAUUGAUUUAAUAUAGAGAAAGUAUCGGAUGUACAAGAUCCUUGAAAUUUUUGUUCCACCCUACCUUAAUAUUUGUUCUUACAGCUAGUGUUCUACACAAUGAAUCCACAUGUUGGUAAAAUAUUUCUUCUCCUGUUUGUCCUCUA
Messenger RNA from Lotus japonicus, 1605 nucleotides. RefSeq names its product arogenate dehydratase/prephenate dehydratase 2, chloroplastic-like. The record is from RefSeq and is a predicted model, not a curated record. The transcript is spliced from 12 exons. Gene Ontology annotation, cellular component: chloroplast; cytoplasm. Lineage: Eukaryota; Viridiplantae; Streptophyta; Magnoliopsida; Fabales; Fabaceae. Gene Ontology annotation, molecular function: prephenate dehydratase activity; arogenate dehydratase activity. Bases 90 to 1241 code for a protein of 383 amino acids. Gene Ontology annotation, biological process: L-phenylalanine biosynthetic process.